CUUUUCGGUCCCCGUAACACUCGCGUUCUUGUUUCCUCAACCAUAGAUUUCUCUCUUCUAAUGCACUCGGGGCACUUCAAUCGACUUCAACCCGGGUUCCUUUUCUGUCCGACAUUUCUUUCGUCUUCUGCUCUCCUCCAAAUCCUCUUCCACUAAUUUCUUGGACAUCCCAAGAGCACACGACUUGCACGACGAAUACACUCCUCUUCACUUUUUCUGGAGCCACUGGCUGGCUAUUGAAGAGACACGGGUUCUACUCCUCUGGAAGAGAAGGACACUAAGAAACACAACACUUCGACACCAAACACGCGUUACCUUUUCUACUCUUCGACCACCUAGCAGACUACACCAUGUCUACACCGGUCCAAGAACUCCCCCGACUAGACUUCCACCCUCCUACUCAUCGAUCAUCAGACGAUGAUGACGAAACAGCGGUUACCGACGCGCCAGAACACUCAAUCGAACCGGAGCAACUACGCAAUCGUCUUAGAGUCGAAACCCGCCGAGAUACCAAUGCUCGCUUCGACGAUGCCAGGCCUUCACCUUCGAAAACCAGGGAGGAAGCCCACCGGCUGGAGGACGAACUUUUGAUGCAGAAAGCCGAAAGACUGGUCUCAACUGAAUCCAGACAGUCUGUAGGCCGCCGGUCUGCCCAACUUCACCGUUCGAGAUCACGAAACGGCCCUGAACCGAUCGAUGAUUUCGACGCCGCCACCAAUCCCAUUCAUGAACGCACGGCCAUCUACAAGCCGCCCGAGAAUCCCACCACCAGAACUUCCAAAUUCUUCAAAUACAUCCACCAGUCGAGCUUCCUUGUUCGCUAUUUUACCUACAUCAUUCCUGUCUUCGCCCUACUCCUCAUACCGAUCCUCAUUGGCGCGUUCCUGCCCAGGGCUCAAAAUGCCAAUGUUGGAGGCGUUGAGCUCUUCUGGUUCGGUGUUUGGCUUGAGAUCGUCUGGUUGACACUCUGGGCCGGCCGACUCGCAGCUUGGUCGAUCCCAUAUCCUCUGGGCGUCAUCGCAAGCCUGUUUAGCAACAACGCCAAGAAAUGGCGCGACUUAGGAAGAGCUCUGGAACUUCCAGCGACUAUAUUCUUUUGGUGGCUAGGCAUUGAGAUAUCCUUCUUGCCUACGAUGAGAAACCACAUCGCUAGUGGCAGCGAGCCUCAUCCGCACUGGCAAGACGUCAUGAACAAGGUUCUUGUUUCUGGCCUUGUUGCAGCCACCCUGAACUUUUUCGAAAAGAUCAUUAUCCAAUUGAUCGCAAUUUCUUUUCACCUUCGUCAAUACUCCGACCGGAUUGAGAUCAACAAAUUUCAAAUCGGAAGUCUGACGAAGCUGUACAUUUACUCCAAGGCCAGGAUAGCCAUGGAGGACGCCGAAUUCGAAGAGAAGCCCCAAGGAAGUGCCUCUGGUACCCGAACUCCUGCUAUGUACGUCGCUCAAGCUGGUCAGGCUGUGAGCAAAGUGGUUGCGAAAGUGGGGGAUGUGGCCGGUACCGUGGCAGGGGAUUUCACUGGCAAACAAGUCGCUAAGAGCGGCCACCCUUCGCAAGUCAUCUUGUCUCUUCUCAAUUCUGUCAGCGGCUCUCAGGUCCUAGCUCGUCGUCUGUACCGAACGUUCGUCCGAGAGGGUUUGGAAUCCAUUUCGGCCGAGGACCUCACGGCGGCCUUCGAUAACGACGAGGAAGCCGAAGCAGCCUUCAGCAUGUUUGAUAAGGACAUGAAUGGGGAUAUUUCAAUGGAAGAACUUGAAGCCGUGUGUGUGGAAAUCGGAAGGGAGCGGAAAUCCAUCACGGCUUCAUUGAAAGACUUGGACUCGGUCGUCAGCAAGCUGGAUAGCGUCCUUCUGUUCAUCGUCUUCAUCAUCACCAUACUGGUCUUCCUUUCCCUUAUUUCCACCGCCGCAGCUGGCGUCCUGACUUCUGCCGGCUCUCUUGUGCUCGGCUUAUCCUGGCUGUUCAGUACCACGGCACAGGAAUUCCUUCAAUCCUGCAUUUUUGUCUUCGUCAAGCAUCCGUUUGAUGUUGGAGACAGAGUGUCGGUCUAUGGUAAUACUGGAUCCAUGGGCAAAGGUGACGACUACUACGUCAAGGAGAUAUCCCUCCUCUACACCGAGUUCAAGAAGAUGGAAGGACAUAUUGUUCAGGCGCCAAACUCAUACCUCAACACACUGUUCAUUCUGAACCAACGUCGUUCCGGAGGCCUGGCUGAGGCUGUGCCUAUUGUCAUCAAGUUUGGCACUACCAUUGAGCAAAUCGAAGGUCUACGGGCCGCUCUGCUUGAUUUCGUCAUAGCUGAGAAGCGUGAGUAUCAAGGCAAAAUCCUCACCGAGCUUCGGGACGUCCAAGAAGUAUACUCGCUCGUCCUCAACGUCGUCUUCUUUUACAAGUCGAACUGGCAAAACGAAUUGAUUCGUCUUCAAAGACGAAACAAGUUCAUCUGCGCCUUGAUGGUGGAAAUGCAAAACCUCGGAAUCGAAGGACCUCGGAAGAACCAAGCUGGUUGGACAUCGGAUACGCCGCUGUAUCUGCAAUCACCUCCUGGUGCACCCCCGUUGUUUGGAAAUGGCCACCUUGAUCCAAAUGGUGGGCAUCCUCCCAGUUCGAUUACUGGUGAAACAAUUCAGCAGACUCCUGUAGCAGGAGCGCCACAACACCACCCCUCGAACCUCCGACGGCGCCCUAGUACGGGUCAGCUCGGGCGUCCGCGAGGUGAAUCUCUCUCUCAGAUGUCCCGACGUGUGGACUUUUCUCUCGGCAUGAGCGACAUCAGUUCUGGAGAUCAGCUGAGUGAUGUUUACGAAACUCGUGGGCGUCCUGAAUACGAUCAAUACAUUCGCGACAGGAACAGAAUUGAGGAGGAACGGAGAUUAUCAUCAUCUCGAGAUCGUGAAGCCGCUGGGAGAUCCAGCUCGAUGGAUCAGCAGCCUCACGCCAUGAGUGGGAUACUAAGACGAUCAACCACGCAAAGCUUUGGAGGACCUCACCGAGCCUCGGUCAGCAGUCAGGACACUCAUCGAAACCGCUUCUUGAGCCGUCUAGGCCGCCCAAGGGGCAGUAGUGAUCUACGACGUGAAUCAUUGGCGGAACAAGGUCAAGCAGUUCGAACGGGUUCAAAUGAAGCAUUCCCGUCCAUGCGGACGUGAGUGAGGGAGUUGAUGGAUUUGUCAGUGGUUUUGAGCGUUGACGACACUGUAAUGACGGUUAGACAUAGAAGGUAUCAAUAGGCCAAAAGGCUAUCCAGCUCAAAGGCUGGUUGUACAUUGACA
Messenger RNA from Exophiala xenobiotica, 3269 nucleotides. RefSeq lists its product as uncharacterized. NCBI's taxonomy places the organism in Eukaryota, Fungi, Ascomycota, Eurotiomycetes, Chaetothyriales, Herpotrichiellaceae. The transcript has a single exon. Gene Ontology annotation, biological process: calcium ion transmembrane transport; intracellular calcium ion homeostasis. The record is from RefSeq and is a predicted model, not a curated record. The coding region runs from base 351 to 3146 and encodes 931 amino acids. Gene Ontology annotation, cellular component: membrane. Gene Ontology annotation, molecular function: calcium ion binding; calcium channel activity.